Molecule: messenger RNA, 213 nt
Organism: Opisthorchis viverrini
Lineage: Eukaryota; Metazoa; Platyhelminthes; Trematoda; Opisthorchiida; Opisthorchiidae
Exons: 2
Source: RefSeq, a predicted model, not a curated record
AUGAGCGGCCGAAAUCAACGUAAGACCAGGAAAUCUGUGAACAAUAUGGCGUUCGCGCACUAUGGCCAUCCAGUGAGCCGAUUGGCUCAGGACCCCAACCUACAUUUUGUUUCAAUUUUUCUUGAAUUGUGUCGCAUAGAUGAUGCCGAACGAAGUGAAAACGGUAGAAGUCACCCCAUGUUUUUGAUUUCGAAGGGCGAAGAUUCUUUAAGA